Colletotrichum orchidophilum is the source of this 2754-nucleotide messenger RNA. RefSeq names its product trk family potassium uptake protein. Gene Ontology annotation, cellular component: plasma membrane. The transcript has 3 exons. Gene Ontology annotation, molecular function: high-affinity potassium ion transmembrane transporter activity. The record is from RefSeq and is a predicted model, not a curated record. Bases 1 to 2754 code for a protein of 917 amino acids. Gene Ontology annotation, biological process: intracellular potassium ion homeostasis; potassium ion import across plasma membrane. Lineage: Eukaryota; Fungi; Ascomycota; Sordariomycetes; Glomerellales; Glomerellaceae.
AUGCUCGAAACCGCGCGCGGCUGGCUGCUCGCCCAGCUCCGGGCAGCCAAGCCUUCUUUCAUAUCCAAGAAGCCUCAUUUCAACUUCAUCUCGGCUCACUACUUUUGGAUUUGCAGUCUCACCAUACUUGGCUCGAUCCUCAUCUUUGCCACGGCCGGCGGUCAGUUGGCCUACAUUGAUGCCCUCUACUUUGCCAGUGGCGCCAACACACAAGCCGGUCUCAACACGGUCGACGUCAACCUACUCAACACCUUUCAGCAAAUAUGUCUCUACUUCUUUACCAUGACCUCGAACCCCAUCACCAUUCACUCUUCCGUUGUGUUCCUCCGACUGUACUGGUUCGAGAAGCGAUUCCAGGGACUCGUCCGCGAUGCUCGCCAACAACGGAGAAACACGAUUUCUAAAUCAAAGUCCAGUGCAAGGGACGACCUGAACCAAGCCGAGAGAGGCCGCUUGAACGUGCGCAAUAUCAAGGUCAUGCACACGAAUGGUCAUCGCUCGAGAAUGACCAAUGAUGGCAUUCUGCUCGACAUGAAGGAGGACGAAGACGGCCGCAUCUCGCCGGGGAGCAACGGUUUUGUUCCGGUACCCAACACCCCAGCCCAUGACUCUGGAGAGCAGUCGCCAGCCAGAGCACCCGAAGCCCAAGAAGAGCUCGGAACGGACAUCACCCAAGGUCGAAUCACGUUUGCCCAGCGUGUCCUCCGAAGCGACGGCACGGAACCGGAGGUCAAGCUCCCAUCUCCACACUCGCCCGCACAUUUGGCCAUCCUGGAGCGCCAACGGAAUGGGCCUGAGGAGACGCUUCGGAUUCCGAACCCAAGAGACGCAGAGAAGGGCAUGAAGCCGAAGCGAGUCGAAGACGAUACGGCACCCGAGCCCGAAGACGAGGGAGACGGCAGUGUUCCGCGUAUCCACGUCAGCAACGGUGGAGCGACCAAGAUGUCGGAUGACAUGGGUAACAACGUCCACCGCCCACAAACGAUCAAAAUUGAGGAACCCGAGCGUCCCAGGGAAACCGAGAGAACGGUCAAGGACGAGAUCGCGGAAGAAGCCGAGGCGAUUGGUAGAACCAUCUUUCCCUUCUCAUUUCGCAAGCCCAAGAAGUUCUUCAAGGGUGGCAGCGACGACGAAGGCACCUCCGAAAACCCUGUUGCAAGGGUCAGAAGCAAGACCUUCGACACCAUCAGGACGGCAUUGACCCGCGACAAGGUCGAGGACAUGCCGUACCUGAGUUUCACGCCGACAAUGGGACGCAACUCGGCGUUCCCGGGCUUGACGAUUGAACAACGCGAGGAAUUGGGUGGCAUCGAAUACCGGUCUUUGAGGACACUAGCUGUCAUAUUGAUCUGCUACUUCUGGGGCUUCUCGCUCUUCGCCAUCACCUGCUUACUUCCCUGGAUUUACUCCAGCUCCAAUUCCAAGUAUGCUGCCAUUGUGGAAAACUCCGGUGUCAGCAAGGCCUGGUGGGGUAUCUUUACGGCAAAUUCGGCCUUUAACGACUUGGGACUUACCCUCACCCCAGACAGCAUGAACUCGUUCAACGACGCAACCUUUAUUCUGUUGAUCAUGUCUUUCCUGAUCAUUAUUGGCAACACGGGUUUCCCCAUUAUGCUGCGAGUUGUCAUUUGGAUCAUGUCCAAAAUUGUGCCGAAACGUACGGGACUUUGGGAGGAACUACGCUUCUUGCUGGACCACCCGCGUCGUUGCUUCACUCUGCUCUUCCCAGCAGGCGCCACUUGGUGGCUGUUCAUCAUUCUCAUCGGCCUUAAUGUCCUUGACCUGUUGUUCUUUGUCCUACUGGAUCUUAACGAUAACGCCGUCAGCGGCUUGCCGGUGCACGUGCGCAUCGUGGAUGGUAUCUUCCAGGCUGCAUCGACCAGAACUGCAGGUUUCACGGUUGUCAAUAUUUCGCUCUUACAUCCUGCGGUGCAAGUGUCAUACUUGAUCAUGAUGUACAUCUCCGUAUUCCCAAUCGCCAUCUCGAUCCGUCGCACCAACGUGUACGAAGAAAAAUCUUUGGGCGUUUACCACACCCAUGACGAGGACAUGGAAGGCACCAACGAAAAUAGCGCCUGGUCAUACGUCGGUACCCAUUUGCGGCGCCAACUUUCUUUCGACUUGUGGUAUGUCUUCCUGGGACUCUUCAUCCUAGCCAUCACCGAAGGCAAAAAGAUCCAAAACAAGGAUUUCGACGUCUACUCGGUUCUGUUCGAAAUUGUAAGCGCGUACGGCACAGUCGGGUUGAGUCUGGGUUAUCCAAACGUCAACGCCUCCCUCUGCUCUCAAUUCAGUACCGGAGGCAAGCUUAUCAUGAUUGCUAUGCAAAUCCGUGGCCGCCAUCGUGGUCUACCCUACGGGUUGGAUCGUGCUGUUAUUUUGCCCAGCGAAUCUCGGUUCGAAAAAGAGGCAGCCGAGGCGCAGCCGGUUCUGGUUCGGUCUGCUACUGCCGCAUCAACAGGAACUGCGCUUAGCGCAACGAGGUCCAAUCUGAGAUCGAGAAGGAUGAGCACGAACAGGGGUCAAGGAAAUAUCUUUACUCAAUUCCUUCACCCUGGCCCGAUGAUCCCACACGAAGACAGCCUCACCAAUCUUUCUAGAAGGAGUAGGUCGUUUGGAGUCGACGAACAUCCCCCGAUGGGCGAGGAUAUGAGGAGGCGCAAUACAGAGCCCGUCGAUGACGAGACCACGGAAACCGAUAGCGACGUGAACACAGCAGCUCCACGAAGAGCGGUAACCACACCCGCACGCUAG